This is a messenger RNA of Linum trigynum, 336 nucleotides long. NCBI's taxonomy places the organism in Eukaryota, Viridiplantae, Streptophyta, Magnoliopsida, Malpighiales, Linaceae. The record is from the annotation of a GenBank genome assembly.
AUGGCGAGUAGUAAAACAAUGGCAGCUGGCCAAAGUAGAAGAAUGGUUGGGGUACGACGUUGCAUGAUGAUGAUAAGCUUGAUUUUGUUGGUUGCUGCUCUAUUUUCCUCCAAGACUUGCAUGGCUGUACGUGGGGUUCCAUCAUAUCAAGAUCUCGCCACACCGGCCGGCAGUACUAAUGGGAAGGGUACUGAACAAGAGACUGCAGAGAAGAAGAGGAAGGCGGUGCGUCAUGAUAAAGACGACGACGAUGAUGAUGGUGAUGAUCUCAAAGGAUCCAAAUUUUGUGCACAUGGAAGUCUUUCUCCCCCAAGCGGCCAUGGCUGUGGUCGCUAG